AUGGGCCCUCCGUGCCGCAGCCUCUCCGCGCUCCUGCUGCUGCUGCUGCUGCAGGUCUCAUCGUGGCUCUGCCAAGAGCCGGAGCCCUGCAAUCCCGGCUUUGGCGCCGAGAGCUACACGUUCACCGUGCCCCGGCUGCACUUGGAGAGAGGCCGAGUCCUGGGCAGAGUGAGUUUUGAAGGAUGCACCGGUCUACCAAAGACAGUCUAUGUUUCUGAUGACACCCGAUUCAAAGUGGGCACAGAUGGCGUGGUUACAGUCAAACGGCCUUUACACCUUCAUCAUCCAGAGAUGAGUUUUCUUGUCCAUGCCUGGGACUCCACCCACAGGAAGCUCUCCACCAAAGUGACCCUGAAGGCAGUAGCGCACCACCAUCACCACCACCAUCAUCAUGACUCUCCCUCUGGAACCCAGACAGAAGUGCUCACAUUUCCCAGCUCCCACCAUGGUCUCAGGAGACAGAAGAGAGACUGGGUUAUUCCUCCUAUCAGCUGCCCAGAAAAUGAGAAAGGCCCAUUUCCUAAGGCUCUGGUUCAGAUCAAAUCUAACAGGGAAAAAGAAACCAAAGUUUUCUACAGCAUCACUGGCCAAGGAGCCGACACACCCCCUCUUCAUGUGUUUAUUAUUGAAAGAGAAACAGGAUGGCUAAAGGUGACGGAGCCUCUGGAUAGAGAAGAUAUUGCCAAGUACAUUCUCUUCUCUCAUGCUGUGUCUUCAAACGGGCAAGCAAUCGAGGAGCCGAUGGAGAUUGUGAUCACCGUGACCGAUCAGAAUGACAACAAGCCUGAGUUCACCCAGGAGGUCUUCAAGGGGUCUGUCAUGGAGGGCGCUCUUCCAGGGACCUCUGUGAUGGAGGUCUCGGCCACAGACGCAGACGAUGAUGUGAACACCUACAACGCUGCAAUUGCUUACACCAUCCUCAGCCAAGAGCCUAUGCUGCCGCACAACAAAAUGUUCACCAUCAACAGGGACACGGGUGUCAUCAGUGUGCUCACCACCGGGCUGGACCGGGAGAGUUUUCCCACGUAUACCCUGGUGGUUCAAGCUGCAGACCUGCAAGGUGAAGGCUUAAGCACGACCGCAACAGCUGUGAUCACAGUCAACGACACCAACGAUAACCCUCCCAUCUUCAACCCAACUACGUACGUGGGGUCGGUGCCUGAGAACGAGGCUAACGUCGUCAUUACCAAACUCACAGUGACCGAUGCCGACGUCCCCAAUACCCCAGCGUGGGAGGCCGUUUACACAAUAUUAAACGAUAACGAGAAGCAGUUUGUUGUCAUCACAGACCCAGAAACCAAUGAAGGCAUUUUGAAGACGGCUAAGGGCUUGGAUUUUGAGGCCAAGCAGCAGUACAUCCUGUAUGUGGCAGUGACUAAUGUGGCCCCCUUUGAGGUCACUCUCUCCACUUCCACAGCCACCGUCACCGUGGACGUGAUAGAUGUGAAUGAAGCCCCCAUCUUCAUGCCUCCUCAGAAGAAAGUGACAGUGCCCGAGGACUUUGGCUUGGGCCUGGAGAUCACGUCCUACACCGCCCAGGAGCCAGACAGAUUUAUGGAACAGAAGAUCACGUAUCGGAUUUGGAGGGAUGCUGCCAACUGGCUGGAGAUUAAUCCGGACACGGGUGCCAUUUCCACUCGGGCUGAGUUGGACAGAGAGAACGUCGAGCAUGUGAAGAACAGCACGUACACGGCCCUCAUUAUAGCCACUGACGAUGGUUCUCCACCUGCUACUGGAACGGGAACGCUGCUUCUAUUCCUCGAUGAUGUGAAUGACAAUGGCCCCGUACCAGAACCUCGGAACAUGGACUUCUGCCAGAGGGAUCCACAGCCUCUCAUCAUCAACAUCAUUGAUCCUGAUCUUCCCCCCAACACUUCUCCCUUCACAGCAGAACUAACACAUGGGGCAAGUGUCAACUGGACCAUUGAGUACAAUGACCAAGAACAUGAAUCUCUGAUUUUUAAGCCAAAGAAAACCCUAGACGUGGGUGACUACAAAAUCAAUCUCAAGCUCAUAGACAACCAGAACAAAGACCAAGUGACCACCUUAGAUGUGCACGUGUGUGACUGUGAAGGGGUCGUCAGCAACUGUAUGAAGGCCAGGCCUCAAGCCGAAGGAGGAUUGCAAGUUCCCGCCAUUCUGGGGAUUCUUGGAGGCAUUCUCGCUUUUCUGAUCCUGAUUCUGCUGCUUCUGCUACUUAUUCGGAGGAGAAGGGUAGUGAAAGAGCCCUUACUGCCCCCAGAAGACGACACCCGGGACAACAUUUAUUACUAUGAUGAAGAAGGAGGUGGAGAAGAAGACCAGGACUAUGACCUGAGCCAGCUACACAGGGGCCUGGAUGCUCGGCCCGAAGUGACUCGCAAUGAUGUGGCGCCAACCCUCCUGAGUGUGCCCCAGUAUCGACCCCGGCCUGCCAAUCCUGAUGAAAUUGGAAACUUUAUUGAUGAAAACCUGAAGGCAGCUGAUAGUGACCCCACCGCCCCACCCUAUGACUCUCUGCUGGUGUUUGAUUAUGAAGGAAGCGGCUCCGAAGCUGCUAGUCUGAGCUCCCUGAAUUCCUCGGAGUCAGACCAAGACCAGGAUUAUGACUACCUGAACGAAUGGGGCAGUCGCUUCAAGAAGCUGGCGGACAUGUAUGGAGGCGGCGAGGAUGACUAG
Molecule: messenger RNA, 2658 nt
Organism: Lipotes vexillifer (Yangtze River dolphin)
Lineage: Eukaryota; Metazoa; Chordata; Mammalia; Artiodactyla; Lipotidae
Gene: CDH1
Product: cadherin 1
Exons: 16
Coding region: 1-2658 (885 amino acids)
Biological process (GO): cell morphogenesis; cell-cell junction assembly; multicellular organism development
Cellular component (GO): adherens junction; apical junction complex; cytoplasm
Molecular function (GO): beta-catenin binding; cadherin binding; calcium ion binding
Source: RefSeq, a predicted model, not a curated record